Emiliania huxleyi CCMP1516 is the source of this 246-nucleotide messenger RNA. RefSeq lists its product as hypothetical. The record is from RefSeq and is a predicted model, not a curated record. The transcript has 2 exons. NCBI's taxonomy places the organism in Eukaryota, Haptophyta, Isochrysidales, Noelaerhabdaceae. The coding region runs from base 1 to 246 and encodes 81 amino acids.
AUGGCGGCUGCCCCUGGCGGCAUGGCGGCUGCCCCUGGCGGCAUGGCGGCUGCCCCUGGCGGCAUGGCGGCUGCCCCUGGCGGCAUGGCGGCUGCCCCUGGCGGCAUGGCGGCUGCCCGCCCCAGCGCGCUGCCAGCGCCUGCCGGCGGGCUGCCCGCACCGCCACAGCGCGGCGCCCCGACGGAGCUGCUCCCGCUGGCAUGGGAGUGCCGCCGCAGGGCGCGGCCGGAGGACUGCCCGGCAUGA